AUGGCUGCAACCUUUGCCUUCCUGAAAGACGUUCGACCAUACAAAACAGCGUGGCGAGUACAAGUCAAGUUGCUCCAUUCCUGGAGAGCGUUCACACAAAACACUGGCCAAACGUUAGAGAUGGUUCUCUCUGAUGAACUGGGGAAAAAAAUCCAUGCAACCGUGAAAAAGGAUUUGGUACCCAAAUAUGUCAACAGGCUACAUGUUGACGAGUGGAUGUUCAUUGAGAAUUUUAGUCUCAGCUACGCAACCGGUCAAUUCAGACCAACCAGCCAUCUUUACAAGAUGGCAUUCAUCACUGGAACUGUGGUAAUGCCUUGUGAUCCGAAAUCUGAAUCUUAUUUUCUGUCUUUGGCAAAGUACCAAAAAAUUCAGAGUGGAGAGCUCAAUCCACAUAUGUUGGUUGAUGUUGUUGGCCAAAUAGUUACUAUUGGAGAGCUAGAGAAUCUCGAAGCAAACAACAAACCAACAACCAAAAUCGAUUUCGAGCUAAGAGACGACACAUGAGCAUUCAAAUGUUUUUGUUAGCUUUAUAUGGUGCUCAGUAUUGUGAUAAUGCAUAUUUCACUACAUCCAAAACUAU
Molecule: messenger RNA, 583 nt
Organism: Capsella rubella
Lineage: Eukaryota; Viridiplantae; Streptophyta; Magnoliopsida; Brassicales; Brassicaceae
Exons: 3
Coding region: 1-507 (168 amino acids)
Source: RefSeq, a predicted model, not a curated record